CAAUACAAAACUGUUAACGCGAAGAACACUCCGGAUGAACUCGAGAAAUCGAGUAGCUGGGUCGCAGAUAACAUCCGGAUUAAAGGAUGAAAUAAUUCGAACGAGUGACCCUUCCGAAGGAUCGCAGGAGCUCUUGGAAUCCCCUUGGGCGAUCGUCUCUCGUUUCCCCUCAACCUUCAUAAUGGCUACGGUCUGACUCUACGCGAAACAUUUUUUCUGGCACGUUUUUCCGAAUUCCCUUCCACCCCUCCGGGUACAAGCUGGACUGGAAGGCCCAAAAUUGCUAGUGCUCCCAGCUUAUUCAAAUGAAUCCUCGCCCCGGGGCCGAGGCGACGGGGUCGGCCAGCUGAGACUCCCAGGAGGAUUCCACUCGCGAGAGUUCGCCGCGAAAGAAAGAAAGAGAGAGAGAGCGCGAGGCGCCAGUCGCGAGCUAGACAAGGACGACUGGACCUCGGCGGCGCGCUCGUCGUCGAGCGGCCGGUCUGAACCAUCGCCACGGAACCGAGGGAGGAAAUCCCCCAGGAAAGAGGGUCUCCUGACUCGAGGGAAGCCACUGGGUUCUCCAAUGAAGAGCCCCUGGCAUGGCCUCGCGACUCAGCCCCCGAAAUUCGGAGGUGAACGCGCUUGAACAGCGGGGAUACCUCAUCGGCAAGAAAAUCGGACAGGGGUCGUACGCGACGGUCCACCUGGCUGAGUACGUGGACGGGACCAGCCCGAAGAAGAUGCGCUUGGCGUGCAAGAUCUUCGACAAGGAGAAGGCGCCUCCCGACUUCUUGGACAAGUUUUUCCCCCGGGAGCUCGAGAUCCUGACGAAAAUCGAGAAUCCGCACAUCAUUCAGGUGCACAGCAUCCUGCAACGCGGCCCACGGGUCUUCAUCUUCAUGCGGUACGCGGACAACGGGGACCUCCUGGACUUCGUCAAGCUCAACGGGGUCGUCCCCGAACAGCAGUCCAAGCUCUGGUUCCGGCAAAUGGCGUCCGGCCUCCACUAUUUGCACGGGAAGAACAUCGCUCAUCGGGACCUUAAGUGCGAGAACAUCCUCCUCUCGAGGAAGUUCAACGUCAAGCUCGCCGAUUUCGGGUUCGCCAGGUUCUGCGUGGACCACGAAGGACGCAGGGUCCUCAGCCAGACUUAUUGCGGAUCCGCGGCGUACGCAGCCCCCGAGGUCGUCUCCGGGACACCCUACAACCCCAAACUUGCGGAUGUAUGGUCCCUUGGGAUCAUUCUCUUCAUCAUGCUCAACGCGUCCAUGCCCUUCGACGACGCCAACCUCAGGAAGCUACUCAAGAACCAGAUGUCCAAGAACUGGGUAUUCCGCUCGCGCGUCAGGGAGACCAUCUCCACCCCUGCGAAGAACAUCGUUAAACUCAUCCUCGAGCCCGACAUCACCCUCAGGCUCACCCUGGAGAGGGUCCUCACCCACGAGUGGGUACGCCCCAGGAAGGACAAGACCGGGUCCAUGGUCGGCAGACUCGUCCAUUCCGCACCCCCCAUACACCCACAGAUAAGCGGUGGUGGAGUAAUGGGUGGAGCGGGACCAACGGGAACCGGAAAUCCACCCGCGGCGUCCAGGGCGGGGAUGACGUCCUUCAAAGCCGUAGAGAAUCAAGGACAUGUCGGGAACGGAAGAAGCGCGGAUGGCUCCGGAAAAGAAUCUUCCCCCCAGCCGACGAUCACUGUCGAAUGACUCUAAUGACUAGGUCUGAAGUCCCAACCGAGAGUCCACGUAAACGAUCCCGGUAGAACCAGAGCCACCUGAAAAGCUAGUCACGGAAACCCCCCAUUUUUUGGAACCAUUUUCUCUUUGCUACAAAUAAUAAUUAUUAUCGCAUCUACAAAGAAACAUAUGGUUUUAUCUCUUCCAUCGGCAGGUCUUAGAAUAAACGAAUCGCAGUCGUUGAGGGAGGUGGAAAAUAAAAAAUG
Messenger RNA from Orussus abietinus, 1924 nucleotides. It is a transcript of the gene Tssk, whose product is annotated as testis-specific serine/threonine-protein kinase 2. The coding region runs from base 582 to 1688 and encodes 368 amino acids. The record is from RefSeq and is a predicted model, not a curated record. Gene Ontology annotation, biological process: protein phosphorylation; intracellular signal transduction; cellular response to glucose starvation. The transcript is spliced from 4 exons. Gene Ontology annotation, molecular function: protein serine/threonine kinase activity; ATP binding. Lineage: Eukaryota; Metazoa; Arthropoda; Insecta; Hymenoptera; Orussidae.